AGAAGGUAGGCAGAAAUCAGUUUAAAGUUUCCUAGAAAUGUAUUAAGAUACUAGCUACAGUAUAUACAAAAUAUUAUUUAAGGGAUAAUGAUUUGCUUAUGUGUUUAUGUGUUUUACUAUCAAAAGUUUUUCACAAACAGUAUUUAAUUUCCCUUCAUCACUACUUGAGUGAUUGGUGAAGGUGUCUGCAGACAGCUGAUGGCAAUGCCGCUGAUUUUACAUACAGAAUAGUGCUUUCAUAUAGAACGGUAACCGGUCAGUUUCACUGGAUCUACGGGAGGAGAAUUUACCCAGACCAGCAGCAGCAGCAGCAGCAGCAGCAGGACCGGUCCGGUCCGGCAGGACAGAUGGCUGAAGCCCCGCACUGAGACACUGUACGAUGGACACACAUACGGCUCCACGCACACAUACACUGAUGUGUAGUGGUGCUCAAGUUAAGAUUGGCUUGACUUUGCCUCAUUGUCGCGUUGUGCUGGGUGGUGCUGAAGAGGGAUAGUGAUUAGUGAGUGGGUGGUGUAGAUGUGCGGGAUGUGAGCAGGCAGUGGGCGGGCUGCUGCUGUGACUCCCCCCUCUGCCACUCUCCUCUCUGCCCCGGACGUAGCACAUGCGACUCAUGACUGCUCGGCUCUUUACGCAUGUCAGAAGUUUUCUGCUCGUUCCAGUUACUUACUGCUAGACUAUACAGACUACACUGCUUGUUGCGCACCGCCUCGGCAUCGCAUUCCUCCUGGAGCAAAGGACAGCUUUCAGACGCUGAAGUUCAGUGUUUGCUCUCUCCUCUCAUUUGUAACUGUGUCUCAUCACUUCGAGGGUCUUACCUGGAGCUGUGGGAGAAGUUCGCAUGACAAGAGCCACCCAAAGGCAACUUUAGAGAGCAAGAAUGAAAAUAAGAUGUGGCUACCACAUACAUAGACUGAGACACAGGUGCUUCCUGUUAUCUCUGUCUCUGCUGGCAGUCUGUCUACUCAAGCUGGUCUACAUUAAAGUGACAGUGAGGGACAGCAUCUACAUUGAACCCUAUGGAAUUACUGUGGACGUAUCAAGGAUUCACAGCCGCAGGUACGACGUUAACUGCACUGCCAUCUACGAGCUCGACCCUGUGGAGAUAGGCAAAGCUCUGGAGAUGAAACACAAAAUCAUUGCUGGCGUGGAUGAUGAUAGCACUGUGAGUUUGACCUCAGACUGUCAAACAUUCAUCAAAACCAGGGGUUAUAAUGAUGUACCGGUGUCAGUAGCAGAGCAAAGCUUCCCAUUGGCUUAUUCUCUGGUGGUCCAUAAGAAUGCACCCAUGGUGGAGCGUAUUCUUCAUGCUGUCUAUGCACCUCAUAACAUCUAUUGCAUUCACUAUGAUCAUAAGUCCUCUCCAAAGUUUAAAAAGGCAAUGAAAAACCUGGCUCAGUGCACUAAAAAUGUGUUCAUUGCCUCACAAUUGGAGUCUGUGGAAUAUGCUCACAUCAGCAGGCUUAAUGCGGACCUCAACUGUCUCUCUGACCUGUUGAGGUCAGAGGUGAAGUGGAAAUAUGUUAUCAACCUGUGUGGCCAGGACUUUCCUCUGAAGUCAAACUAUGAGCUGGUAAUGGAGCUGAAACAUCUGAACGGUAGUAACAUGCUGGAAACCAGCCGACCCAGUGAACUCAAGAAACAGCGCUUCAGUUUCCAGCAUGAGCUGAAAAAUGUGCCUUAUGAGUACCAUCGUAUUCCUGUCAGAACCAAAGUGGCCAAAGAUGUUCCUCCUCAUGGGAUAGAAAUAUUCAUAGGCAGUGCAUAUUUUGUCUUAUCAUGGGAUUUUGUGUAUCACAUUAGCCGCAGUCAGGUGGCAAAGGACUUUCUGACCUGGUCUGCUGACACAUACUCUCCAGACGAACACUUUUGGGCCACACUUGUUAGGAUCCCUGGGGUGCCAGGACACAUUCCUAGGUCAGAGGCGGAUGUUACAGACCUGAGAAGUAAGACACGGCUUGUCAAAUGGAACUAUUUAGAGGGAACUCUUUACCCAGCCUGCACCGGCACACACAUGCGGAGUGUUUGCAUCUAUGGAGCUGCCGAACUCCGCUGGCUUCUCAACUAUGGCCACUGGUUUGCUAACAAAUUUGACCCCAAAGUGGACCCAAUCCUGAUUAAGUGUCUGGAGGAGAAGCUCAUGGAGAAACGCCAAUACUUGCAAACAUGAUGCAAAUGGCAAAAGGGAAUGUGACAAGGACAGGACAGAGUGGUUCAGGGGCAUGUGCAGAAUUACAGAAAGGAAGUGUUAUAAGAUGCAUCUCCUAAAUCACUGUAUUUAUGAGUAUUUUCAUGAUAUUAAACUCUCCUACCUAUUUCAUCGGAAAAUAAUGAAGUUGAUAGUGUACAACUUUGUGGGCUGGUUUAGCACAGGAUUUCUUAAACAAAAAUAGUAUGGUCAUAAAAUGUGCCUGGCUAUCGUUUAGACUUCCCAAAAUCUAUAUGGAGAGGCAUCAUCUGAGCCACAUGCAAUAUCAAAACUCUGAAUCAACUAGAAUGGCAAUCAGUUGAGCGAAUACCUCCUCCAAGGCACCACAGCCCACUUUUGUUAUCACAAAUAGCUACCACCCACCUUUUUUAUCAAGUGAGAAUCCAUCCAAGUUUCCUGGAAAUCAGUUCAGUAGUUUUUUUUUACCCUGCUGACAAACCAACCAACCAACAAAUCAAACAAAUGGACAUGGCCAAAACACCCCCUCCCUGGUGGAGGGAAAAACUAUAAUAAGAAAAAAAAAUGUAUUGCUGUUACACAGUACACAUAUAAGUUGGUAUCAAUACAAUUAGACACAAGUUGAAAUAUAAACUAUGCAAGAUCAGUCUUAAAAAAUACCGGAUACUUAUAAUGGAUUACUGGACUCAGUCGAAGACGUUUCACCUCUAAUUUGAGAUCUUCAAGUACAGGUCUGCUUUCAGUCCCAGGAAUCAGAACUAAACAUGGAGAAGCAGUGUUCAUUUAUUAUGCCCCACAUAUCUGGAACAAACUCUCUGAAAACUGCAGGUCUGCUCCAACUCUCACCUCUUUUAAAUCAAGACUGAAGACCUUUCUGUUUGCUGCUGCUUUGCAUUGAAGCAAUUUUAUAGCUUUGAACUGCACUGUGACUUUUAUUUUCUAUUCUUGUCUCUUUGAAAUCUUUGAUAUUUUAGCCUACUUUGGUAUUUCUUAACUUGUUUUUUGUCUUCUUACUUGUUUUAAAUGUAUUUUAAAUGCAAAUUUUAAUUUAUUUUGAAGUUUUUUGUGUGCCCCUGUAAAGUACUUUGAGUUGCCUUGUGUCUGAAUUGUGCUGUAAAAGUGUCCUUACAGAGUUGUUACGGACAUGUGUGAGCUUUAACUUUCAGAGUUAUUAGAGCCACUUGUGUGUUGUUGACCCAACCAGACUUCAUGAGGGUUGCUAGUGCUAGGUGAGCCCAGAUGAGAAUGGUUGUUAAGCUGUCUGGAGAGAGAACUCAUUGGGGAGACAAACAACCUCCAUAAAUGAAUGGCACAGGAGGACCACUCCUCAGGUCAAGGCUCUACUGUCCACUAACAUCUGAAAGAGAAAAAUCAUUCCUUUGUAAACAAUGUAAACGUCUUGUCUAGAGAAGACAGAUGUUUGAAAGAGAAGUAAAAGAACCAUCUAUGCUAAACUGGAACGACCGUCUUUGAACAAAGGAGGUGGGCUAAGACAUUAAUUAUCACCCACCUAUGAUGCUGUACUGAGUUCUCUCCCCAGGCAGCUUAACAACCAUUCACACCAGGGCUCAGCUAGCCCUAGCAGCCCACAUGAAGGCCGGUUGGGUCAAUGACCCACAAGUGGUCCUAACAACUCUAAAACUCAGAGCUUCGUUUUCGGGGAUCGACACUUUUUGUCUGCCAUGACGGUGGCGCGCCGGAGAUGCAACUACUGAUGUGAGUUGUCCAAAAACGUUCUUUUUAUUAAACUCUGUGCACACAAACAAUGUUCUCAGUGCUGGUGUUCAUAUGUAGAGACCCUGGUGAUGCUAUGAGCAAAGUUUCAUGUUGUGUCGAGCCUUCCUAACGAUUUUGAUGCUGGCAUAAAAGUACCCCUGCACCCCAAUGAAAAUUAGCUUGCCCAAAAGCGAAACUACAGUAAAUCUAAAAAGUGCCUCUUUCGUUGUAAUUACGCGUUUACACAAAGGUUUGACUCAUAUUCAAUUGCAAAUAAAGUCUCAAUUGCUUUCUGGCGAGAGUUUCACUUUAAGUGACCUGGAUGACUGAGAACCUUCAUCAACAUGGACUUGUACUUGUUUUACAGUGUAGUAUUGCUAAGGGAUUUAAAUUCUCUUAAAUUCUUUACAUGCUAGAUUAUUUCAUUGUUUUUAAUCAUUGUCUGUCUGUAACUUUCACUGACCAAACAAGGCAUUUCAUCUGUGAGAGAAGGAAAUGAAAAAGUGCCUAUGUCCAAAAGAAUUAUCAGUUAUUUCAGGAAAUUUAUAUCACUUCCAAAAACAGUGUCCAUUUUGUUCUUGACUUUUG
Acanthopagrus latus (yellowfin seabream) is the source of this 4471-nucleotide messenger RNA. Its product is annotated as beta-1,3-galactosyl-O-glycosyl-glycoprotein beta-1,6-N-acetylglucosaminyltransferase 4-like. Lineage: Eukaryota; Metazoa; Chordata; Actinopteri; Spariformes; Sparidae. The transcript is spliced from 3 exons. The coding region runs from base 881 to 2170 and encodes 429 amino acids. The record is from RefSeq and is a predicted model, not a curated record. Gene Ontology annotation, cellular component: membrane. Gene Ontology annotation, molecular function: acetylglucosaminyltransferase activity.